AUGGACCGCGGGAAUGGAGCCGGCCCUGGCGCUACUGCCGCCUCGAGGGCGGAGCGAUUCGAGGAUGAAAAGCGCCGCAUAAUCGAAAGCUGCUUUAGCAAAAAGGACACUGAUGGCUCCCUUCUCGAGACCUACAUCACGCACAUUCGCACCAUCGAAUAUUCCUCCCAUCCGUCAACCCCCCCGCCACCACAGGCUCGUACCCCCGAAGUCGAGAAAGCCAGAGUCAUCAUUGUGGCAGUACGCAAGUCGGGCCGGGUUCGCAUGCACAAAUCAAAAGAAAAUGCCAACGGAACCUUUUCAAUCGGCAAAACAUGGAACCUUGAUGACCUGACCCAUAUUGGCUCCUUCACUGGACCCCAGGUGAAGCCAAACAAUCGAGAAUGGGGAGGCGACACUGGCUUUUUGGUAACUCUUGGCAAGCCCUACUACUGGGAGGCACAGACCGACAAAGAAAAGAAGUUCUUCAUUGCCAGCCUAAUCAAAAUUUACGGAAAGUAUACUGGUGGCAAGACCCCCGAGCUGGCCGGUUUUGAUCAGAAAGAGCUUGACCAAGUGUUGGGCGCCGGGAGACGACCUGCUGCAUCUGCGUCACGACCUCCCCCCCUUGAGCAAACUCCUAGUCAGCAGAGCGUAGUUUCGGGUUCUCCAGCGCCAAGUCUUCCGCCUGUGCCCUUAGCUUCGCCGUUGGUGCCACCACCGAUUUCGAGUGCGCCUGAUCCCGCUCGGUUCCAGAAGAGCCCUGUGGCUCUGCGACAGCCGUUGAACGGCGGCAAUUCACCUGCAGGUAGCUUCGAAUCGGCAAUCUCAAGGGAUCGUCCGGGGGAUCGUCCGGGUCCAAGAUGGACAAACCAAGCGAACAGGAGUCAGGAUUCUGUGGCCAACUCAUUCACUACCGCGAGAAGCGAAGAUACGUCUAGUCAACCGCCUCGUUCUCGAAAUGGUAUGAAUGGUCCUGGAGCAUUUGGGCGCUUUGGGGACUCCCGAGAACCUCCUGAAGCUCCCCAAGAACCGCUUCCCACACCUCCUCCUCAAGGACCUCCGCAAUCAGAGGGGAAGCCACCUCCAGAAAGACGACGCCCGCCAAUGGAUCCCACUCGACCUCAAGACCGCGAUCUUGUUCCUCCGCCCCUGAACAGUCCAACAGUGAGAAAGGAACCUGUUGCCCCACCACCCAGAAGUAGUGAUAGAAUAUCACCUAGGACUGAUACUAGCCAAACGCCUCCCGCACCGGCAGACCGAGUCAUGCCACCUCUAACAAUCCCGCCGUUGGACAAUUCAAAAUCGGAGAGCAUUAAUCUUGAAACUACAAUAGAACCAACCAACAGCUCUACCACUUCAUUAUCAGUUCCAGCUUCUAACGAUACUGGACCUGUUUUGGAGCCGCCGCCCGAGCCUGAGGAAGAGACACGACCAGGAUUAGGGCCUAUGAUCAGACAAAAGAAGUCAAAGGGUGAUAUUGCCGGAGCGCUAUGGAAAGCUGCAUCAGCUGCCUCGGCUUUUCGUCCUCGUCCAGGUGGUGCCGGAGAGCGUUUACGUCAAGCGCAGCUUAAACCUGAGGGACCUGACGGCAUAACUGGCGUCGUACCUGCGCCGCCUCGCCCCGUCACCCCUGACAUAUCUAAACCCGUUUCCGGCCAUGUGGAAACGUCAACUGAAAGCCCGAAGCCUGCUGCUGGCGGCUCACCGGCUUCAACCCGGACUUCUACGGCGGUUCCAGAGGUAACCGUUACUAUUCCAAAUGCCAGUCAAGCAACGACUGUUGAGCCAGACAAAGGCAAGAAGGAGGAAGCGCCCAAAGAAGAACCAAGAAAGUCUAUCGUGACAGGGAAUGAUGCGAAAUAUCUACAAAGUCUGAGCGUGGACCCGAGCCUUCUCGAUGAUCGGAGUGAGGAGUUUGGUAAGUGGCUAGACUAUUUUGGCUGGGUUCCCGGACGGCAAAUGCGCUCUCAUUCGGCGGAGGAGAUAAAGACAGAUGUGGAAAGAGAGAUCAACAGAGCUCAAGCUGGUGGUUGGCUCGCCAGAUUUCAAGAGGAAGACGACCGAGUAGAAGCUAUCAAACGGGGCAUCGAUCUAGCCAUGGGAGAGUGUGAAGAGCUGGAUAAUCUUCUAACUUUAUACUCUGUCGAACUUUCGACGCUGUCAGAUGACAUUGCCUAUAUCGAGGCUCAAGGUCAAGGUCUUCAAGUGCAAACAGCAAAUCAAAAGCUUCUGAAAAAAGAAUUGGAAUCACUAUUAGAGACUUGUGCUAUUACAGCAGGAGACCUGGAGGCUCUGCGGCUCGCGCCUUUGGACAAUCUGCGGGGUCUAGAGGAUGUCGAGGCAGCCCUUGUGAUACUCUUCAAGGCCAUGAUUAAAAUUGACCCUUCUUUAGGAGGCAUUGAACCAACACCAAGUACCAAGUCUAGCACCAACCAACCCCCGGUUUUUAACUCCGAUUACGACAACAUGAGAAUCGUUCAGGAAAAGAAGCAGAUGUACCUUCAGCAGAGCGCAUUCUUUAUGCAACGACUUAUUGAGUUCAUGUCUCGCCAGUUUGAUGAGGCGUGCGCCGGUUCAAAACGUGCGCUAGAAGGUGCUCUCUCCAAAAAGGUCGACUCGUCCCACUACGAUGCCGGCCGCGAGUUGCUGUGGCAGUACAGUCCCCUGAUGCUGUAUGCUCGAGACGUUGACCUGAACAAUUGGAAUCACCUCAUCCAGAUCUAUCAGGACAAGAGCCACCCGCUGUACAAGGGCCAAUUCCAAAACGUCAUUAGUAUAUGGCGUAAGAAUGCAAGAAAGACAACAGGAGAAGAAGCCGAACUCCUGUUCUCAUCGCAGGUUGAGAAACAACAAGAGGGCGUCGCAACCGCCGCCAGAAAGAUGACAGUGAAGCGCAGUCAGACCCUGGCCAGAGCUCUUCGGUCGCCGCUUGCAGACAGCGGUAACCGGGCCAAUCCAGAGAAAUCGCCUACAUCCGACAGCAGAAGCUUUCCAUAUGAAGUAUUCUCCGGCGUAUUGGAUGACCUUUUGCCGUUGGUUGAGAUGGAACAAAACUUCAUCAUCGACUUCUUCCAUGCGACUACUCUGGAGCAGGCCGAUUUCACUGAUGCUGUGGCAGUGAACGCUCCUCGAGACCGACGCGGAGGGGAUUUGAAGCGUCACCGUUUGAUGGAGCCAGAUCGUGACUUGGCACGAAGAGUGACUCGUUCUAUGGAGGUGAUAUUUGCCUUCCUUGAGUCUGAAUUGCAGCGACUCAUGGAAUGGGUGGUUGGACAAGACGCAUUACAAGGAGUCGGUGUUCUCGCAGCGCUUGAAAGGAAGUUGUCAGAAAUUAGUCAAUCUAACCAGGAUUACCUAAACACAUUAUUGCAAAAGCUGCACAGUCUUCUGGAAGGUCGCUUCAGCAAGUUUGUGGAGGAGCAGAUCAAAGCCAUUGAGGAGACAAAGGUCAAAAUUAACAAGCGAAAAGGAGUGAUUUCCUUCUUCCGCGUCUUCCCAGCAUUCAUGUCGGCGGUAGAGAAUAUGAUAAGCGGACUCGAUGCGAACUCGGCGCUCCGACGCAUGGUUGACCGAGAGUACGAUCGCAUUCUCAAGUCCAUGUUUGACUCGCUCAUGGUCAUUGCUCGAGAGCGGCCAGCUGUUGUGGGCGUGUCCAGCGGGCCGGCUGAUCCUGAGGACAAGGAAGCACUCAAUUUCCACAUCUUGCUCAUCGAAAAUAUGAAUCAUUUCCUUGAGGAAACGGAUACGCGGGGCCUUGAAGUGCUCGAGGAGUGGAAAGACCAAGCUAACACCGAGUAUCAUGAACACAUGGACAUGUACCUCAACGCUGUCAUGCGCAGGCCCCUUGGCAAGCUGCUUGACUACCUUGAGAACAUCGAGGCACAAAUACAGUCGGGCAAAUCACCUGCGGCCAUUGCGCAACAACCGUCCAAUGACAAGGCCAUAUUCAACAAGAUUCUUGGAAACUUUGAUUCCAAGGAGGUCCGCAAGGGGGUAGAAGCCCUGCGCAAGCGCGUUGAGAAACACUUUGGCGAUGCCGAUGACCCUGCGCUCAGUCGUGCUCUAGUGGCAAAGGUGACAUCUGAAUGUGAGAAAUUUUAUCUCAAUGUGGAAACCAGAAUCGGGCAAGUCACCACGGAUGUGUACGGGGGCGAUGUGCCCUUUGAAUGGCCUAGAGCUGAUGUCAAGCUGGCCUUCAGAUAA
Molecule: messenger RNA, 4185 nt
Organism: Metarhizium robertsii ARSEF 23
Lineage: Eukaryota; Fungi; Ascomycota; Sordariomycetes; Hypocreales; Clavicipitaceae
Product: Exocyst complex, component Exoc1
Exons: 4
Coding region: 1-4185 (1394 amino acids)
Biological process (GO): exocytosis; Golgi to plasma membrane transport
Cellular component (GO): plasma membrane; exocyst
Molecular function (GO): phosphatidylinositol-4,5-bisphosphate binding
Source: RefSeq, a predicted model, not a curated record